Messenger RNA from Lactuca sativa (garden lettuce), 929 nucleotides. RefSeq names its product umecyanin. The record is from RefSeq and is a predicted model, not a curated record. Gene Ontology annotation, cellular component: plasma membrane. NCBI's taxonomy places the organism in Eukaryota, Viridiplantae, Streptophyta, Magnoliopsida, Asterales, Asteraceae. Gene Ontology annotation, molecular function: electron transfer activity.
AGUAGCGCCGAUACCACGUUAACAUCAUUUGCAACGAGUAAAUUCAAAAGCAACAACUAAAUUUGAAAGCGUUAAAUGCUAUUUUUAUAUAUCAAAUUACAAGUACACACACCCAUCUUCAUCGACAAUUCCAGAAAGUCGAUAACGCAAAAAACAAAAGUCUUGAGGUUUCAAAAAUGGAAUAUUUUAAUCUGAAUUUGAUGCUGUUCAUAACCACGAUGAUUCCAGUCAUGCAGUUACCCGGCACGAUGGCGCAGACCAGGCACAUCGUCGGCGGCAGUUUGGGAUGGACCAUACCUUCCGGUGGCGCAGUCUCUUACACCACUUGGGCAUCCCAUCAAUCCUUCACUGUCAACGACCUUCUCGUCUUUAACUUCACCGAUGGAGAAUACGACGUUGCGGAGGUUUCAGAGGCAGCAUACGGCCCAUGCACUGCCACCAACCCCAUCUCCCUCGCCACAAAUGGUCCCGCCACCCUUACCUUGACCACCGCAGGCACUCACUAUUACAUCUGUACAUUCAGAAGUCACUGCCAAAUUGGCCAGAAGUUAACCAUCGACGUCUCAGAAGCAGCUUCCUCCAUUCCUCCUGGAGCAACACCAGUAACUCCACCGACCAUCAGGCGUCCUCCUAGACCCGUAACAUCCAGAACAGCGGUGGAGACACCGAACACCGCAACACCCUUUGCUCCAUGUCCCCGCAUUACAUCUGCCCCACCACCACCUACCGAUGGAGCUCCAUCAUUCACCGGCAUGGUACCUUCCACGUUCUUGAUAAUUGGCUUAGUUUUCUUGAAUUGUUAAAUUUGAGAAGUGAGAGAUGAUCAUAUAUUUGUAUCAUGUUUGUUUGUGUGUAAUUUUUUUGUCCAUUAACUGAAUGUAAAACGAUUGUAUCUUCACACCAUUUAAACUUGUAAGAAUGUUUUUAUA